Messenger RNA from Neomonachus schauinslandi (Hawaiian monk seal), 1047 nucleotides. RefSeq names its product small nuclear ribonucleoprotein polypeptides B and B1 (gene SNRPB). Gene Ontology annotation, biological process: mRNA splicing, via spliceosome. The coding region runs from base 39 to 788 and encodes 249 amino acids. Gene Ontology annotation, cellular component: U5 snRNP; U2 snRNP; U1 snRNP. Gene Ontology annotation, molecular function: RNA binding. The record is from RefSeq and is a predicted model, not a curated record. The transcript has 7 exons. Lineage: Eukaryota; Metazoa; Chordata; Mammalia; Carnivora; Phocidae.
GCACAGUGCCCGGCGCAGAGAAGGCGCUUGGAUGAGUUAUGCCUGGCCCACAGCAGUCACACCGACGGGAGGCUGAUAGACAAAUCAAAUGCCAGACUGUGGGCAAGAGCAGCAAGAUGCUGCAGCACAUCGACUACAGGAUGAGGUGCAUCCUGCAAGACGGCCGCAUCUUCAUUGGCACCUUCAAGGCUUUUGACAAGCAUAUGAAUUUGAUCCUCUGUGACUGUGAUGAGUUCAGGAAGAUCAAGCCAAAGAACUCAAAACAAGCAGAAAGAGAAGAGAAGCGAGUCCUUGGUCUGGUGCUGCUUCGGGGGGAGAACCUGGUCUCAAUGACAGUAGAGGGACCUCCUCCCAAAGAUACUGGCAUUGCCCGAGUGCCGCUUGCUGGAGCUGCCGGGGGCCCAGGGAUUGGCAGGGCUGCUGGCAGGGGAAUCCCAGCUGGUGUUCCGAUGCCCCAGGCUCCCGCAGGACUGGCGGGGCCAGUCCGAGGGGUUGGUGGGCCAUCCCAACAGGUGAUGACCCCGCAAGGAAGAGGGACUGUGGCCGCUGCUGCAGCUGCUGCCACGGCCAGCAUCGCGGGGGCCCCAACCCAGUACCCGCCCGGCCGUGGGGGUCCUCCCCCACCUAUGGGCCGGGGGGCACCACCUCCAGGCAUGAUGGGCCCACCACCUGGCAUGAGGCCUCCCAUGGGUCCCCCAAUGGGGAUCCCCCCUGGACGAGGAACUCCGAUGGGCAUGCCCCCACCAGGGAUGCGGCCCCCUCCCCCGGGCAUGCGAGGCCUUCUUUGACCCUUGGCCACAGAGUUAUGGAAGUAGCUCCACAGAGGCGUGGGCCCGAUUACCACAGACCUGUUUGUUUGUUAUGCCGUUGUUCUUGGAGUCUCACGGGAUUGUCUGGUUUCCCUUUCAGGGCCCCCUCCCCCGGGAAUGCGCCCACCAAGGCCCUAGGCUCAUCUUGGCCCUCCUCAGAUCCCUGCCUGUUUCCCGUAAGGCUGUACAUAGUCCUUUUACUUCCUUGUGGCCUGUGAAACUAGUUUAUAAUAAACUC